AUGGCGUCACCAGGUUCUUCGAAAGUCCCACGUAAUUAUUCUCCAGAUAAAUGUAUGUCAUCUGGUGCAAGCAAUAUAUCCAUUGAUGAAAGUGAAGCUUCUAUUCGUGUAGAUGACAACAAUAUGAAUAAGAAUUCAUAUAUCAAUAGUCCCUCACCCUCAUCAAGUGCAACAAUCAGCACAACUGAUCGCUCAUUUCAAUGUCGUUCAUCAAGGUUAAAAAAUGCUUUUCAUCUACCAAAACGUCGUUAUCGAUAUGACAAAUUGUUCCAUCUGACACAUUCACUUAACCGACAAUAUGUAAUAGCAAUGACAAAUGUACUUUUUCAAAUGCAAAAAGAAAUUUAUAAAUUAAAAAGACGCACAUAUUAUGUUGAACAUGCACUUGCUAAGCAAAAAGCAUCGGGUCAUCCAAUUAUACGUAUACGACGCUUAACAAAGGAUGAAAUUUCAACAAUAUGUAUUAAUGAUAAUGAUAAUCAACAAUAUGAAAUUUCAACAAUAUGUAUUAAUGAUAAUGAUAAUCAACAAUGUAUGGCGUCGAAAAUUUCUGAAGAACAUGAAACUAAUGUUGAAUCACAGCGAACAAUAAUAAAAAAUAUCAAACCUACAAAUGAAUAUAAAAUUGAUAGUGAAAGUUCCAUAAUAAUUGGAAAUAAACUUCAAGACAAUGAUACAAGAGUUCAUCGACGAAAACAAUUAAAUCCUAAAAGUAAAUAUUGUUCAAGAUGUCAACAUGAAUUUGCACAUCGAUCAGCUUAUUUACGACAUAUGAGAAAAGUGCAUCAAGGAAACUUUGCAAUUACAUUGAAUAAUAAUCAUACAUCUGAACGUAAUAAAUCUCAUAUUGAGACAAAUACUUUAAUAAGUGAUCAAUCAACUGUUUGUUCCGAACUAGAUAAUGGAAUGGAACAAGAUCCAAUGCAAGUUUUAGUUAAUCAAUGGGAUAUUGGAGAAGGUCGGUUACGUCCGAGACCAGCAUCCAAAUUAAAUUUUGAGCCAAUCAGCAAAAUAAAAUGUGAUAUAUGUAACAAAUUCUUUCGUGCCGAUUACAUUAAGAAACACAAAAGACGUACUCAUCAUGUUACAGACAAUUUUUCUUCAAAUGGAUUACAUGAUGAUUUAAGUCCAAAAAAAUCUAUUAACAAUGAAAGUAUCUAUGAAAUUCAACCAAUAGCGAGUGAAUCAUCUGCAACUACUACAAAUCCACCAUCAGCAAUAACAAUAGCUGAUUUGGAUACUGAUGAAAUGCCAAUUCGAUUUCGUAGAGAUGGAAAUAAACCAAUUGUCUUUUCUGUAACAUGUCUUGAACGUUAUCAAUCAAAAUACAAAAGACGUACUCAUCAUGUUACAGACAAUUUUUCUUCAAAUAAAUUAAAUGAUGAUUUAAGUCCAAAAAACUCUAUUAACAAUGAAAGUGUCUAUGAAAUUCAACCAAUAGCUAGUGAAUUAUCUGCAACUACUACAAAUCCACCAUCAGCAAUAACAGUAGCUGAUUUGGAUACUGAUGAAAUGUCAAUUCGAUUUCGUAGAGAUGCCAAUAAACCAAUUGUUUUUUCUGUAAUAUGUCUUGAACAUUAUCAAUUAGUAGAUAUAGUUGAUGAAUUUCUACGAAAAUUUUCAUUUCCUAAUCAUUGUUUUUGUGUUUCAUAUCGUUGGUUAAUUGAUUAUAUUAAAUAUGAUCGAAUUGUUGAUAAAGGUGCAUUUGAAAUUGAAGGUGAUGAUACAAAUUAUCAGUCUCAAGGUGGUCCAAAACGUUCACGUUCAAUUGAUAAACGUCAUUCAUUUUUUGAAAAUAUAUGUUUUAUGAUUAAAUGUACGGAAAACAAUGAUAUUAACAUGACAAAUGAUCUUUUACAAGAUUUAAUCAGAACAGGUGAUGGUUGA
This is a messenger RNA of Rotaria sp. Silwood2, 1887 nucleotides long. NCBI's taxonomy places the organism in Eukaryota, Metazoa, Rotifera, Eurotatoria, Philodinida, Philodinidae. The record is from the annotation of a GenBank genome assembly.